AUGUCGCAACCAACCAUGUCGAUGACCGACGCAUCGCCGACCACCACCACUGCCCCAGUCGCAGGCGCUCGCGGCUCUGCGCCUCGCCUCUCCACGGACACGGCCCACACUGCGCGACGCAAUCAUCGAAUCGCGCUCCCCUUCCACCGGCACCACAAGCACCACGACGCCUUCGGGCACCCGGACCCGAACAAGCGGCGCCACUUUGGCAAACCUUCAUUCUCGGGCUUCCAGCCGCACUUUAUGGCCGGGCUGGGCGAGUUUAUCGGGACCACCAUGUUCCUCUUCCUCGCCGAGGGCGGAGCGAAGACGGCACAGCUGACAAAAACGGCGGCGCAGGAUCAGACGGCGACGCAACUGAGUAACGAGCAGAUCAUGUUCAUUGCGCUGUCGUUCGGUAUGUCGCUGUUGGUGACGGCGUGGAUGUUUUAUAGGAUCACGGGCGGGUUGUUUAAUCCGGCCAUCACGGUGGCGCUGUGGCUGGUGGGCGUGCUGACGACGCGGCGCGCGGUGAUUCUUUUCGUUGCGCAGAUUCUGGGAGGCAUUGCGGGCGCAGCCCUCGUGUUGGGUCUGACGCCGAGCAACAGUGUCCAGCAGGUGACGACGACGCUGCAGCCGGGUAUCAGCAUUGCGCAGGGGUUCUUGAUCGAGAUGCUGCUCACGUCGAUCCUUGUCUUCUCGGUGCUCAUGCUCGCGGUCGAGAAGCACCGCGCCACGUAUCUUGCGCCCGUCGGCAUCGGCCUUACCCUCCUCGCCGCACACCUGCUCGGAGCCGUAUGGACCGGCUGCGGCCUCAACCCGGCGCGCUCCUUCGGCCCCGCAGUCGUUGCGGGGCAGUUCAACUCGGACCACUGGAUCUACUGGAUCGCCCCGCUCGUCGGCGGCAUCCUGAGCGUGUGCUACUUCACCUUCCUCAAGCUGCUCAAGUACAACAGCGUCGUGCUCGACCAGGACUCGGACACCGAGAUCACGGGCCUCAAGCCCGUGUACGUGCGCGUGUGGAACCUGUUCCGCCACGGCGAGAACCCGAGCGCGCUCAACCCAGAGAGCUCAACCCACUACGACAGACAGGCAAGGGUCAACUUUGACAGGGACCAGCGCGAGGAGUUCGAGGAGAGGGAGCAGAUCCGACGCGAGAUGAUGGACAAGCCCGUGUUCGAGGGGCAUGCGAACGAGGCGGCGAAUGGGAGAAUGAGCGAGAAGAGGGUCGAGGUGAUGUCGACUAGUUCGGGCAGCACUGCUGCUCACUCGAAUGGUGCUAUCCUGCCGAAGUGA
Sporisorium graminicola is the source of this 1275-nucleotide messenger RNA. RefSeq lists its product as uncharacterized. Bases 1 to 1275 code for a protein of 424 amino acids. The transcript has a single exon. Gene Ontology annotation, molecular function: water channel activity. The record is from RefSeq and is a predicted model, not a curated record. Gene Ontology annotation, cellular component: plasma membrane. Lineage: Eukaryota; Fungi; Basidiomycota; Ustilaginomycetes; Ustilaginales; Ustilaginaceae. Gene Ontology annotation, biological process: transmembrane transport.